GCGGAAUUUAAAACUAGCGGAACCUUAGCACCGCAUCGUGUUGUCCCUCUUCGGACUGUUUAUAAGGAAGGACAUACUGUUUUGCGCAUGUUUGUUUGUCGCUGUGGGGAAAUUACUUCCUAUAACUGCUGUAUGUAAUCAAUAAAUGAAUACAACACCGCUUUAUAAUACUACGUAGUUGUAUUUUGGCAACAAUGAUCGAUAAAAAUGGCCGGGGACGAACUCGCUGCGUUCAGAGAACGUUGGAAAAGAGAAUUAACGAGUAAAGAAGAGGAGCAGCGGCUUGAUUGUGCUCCGUCCAUUUCCUCUGGCGUUCCUGGACAGUCAGGACAGAGAAACCUAAAAAAUAAGUACUUUGAAGACUUCAAAAAUCUUAAGGCCCCUAAUCUUUUAAAACUCGAGGAUGAAGGUUGCACUGAGGACGAAGAAUGUGUUGUUGGAGGUGGAGGACCAAAAGCUGAGUCAGAGGAACAGCCAGACUAUGUGUCCAUUGCACAUAGUUUGCUGGAUGGGAGGACCAGUCCCCUGCUGGACCGGAUUGAGGAGGAAAGAACCAGGAGAAAGAGGCAGUAUCAGAGCAUGACCAAUGAAUGCAGCGCGUCCCUACAGCAGCUGCAGCCUCAGAGGAAGGCCAAGAAAGAGGAGCAACUGGUGGAUCAGCUCAUUCAGGAUCUGAAUGAAGUCACUGACAUCCCCUUCUUUGAUAUAGAGCUGCCAUACGAGUUAGCAUUGAAGAUAUUCCAGUAUCUCAACUGUACUGAUCUAGGCCGAUGUGCCCAGGUGAGCAGGGCAUGGAGAGUCCUUGCAGAGGACAGCAUUCUGUGGUUCAAGAUGUGCACGACGGAGGGUUAUCAUCAGGAUGCCAGCGUGUGCGACUCGCCAUGCUGGAAGAGUACGCUGCGAGACUGCAGGAACUCAGCCAAAACCGUGCGCUCCAACUGGAAGAAUCGAGUGGGAUCCAUCAGCCAGCUGCAGUUUGAGCUGGGGAAGGUGCUCUGUGAUGUCUGCUCCUGUGACAACUUUGUCUUGGCUGGGUACACGUCUGGUGAUGUGAGGCUGUGGGAUACGCUACACUGGGACUCGGCAGCCUCGUACUUGAAGACCAACAGCCUGUCAGCUAAUACAGAGCCCAGACCAUACGUUAGUCACGUCCAGGUCAGCGGCACAGUGGCUGCUGCUGCUUAUGAAGAUGGUUGUGUGGACCUGUGGAGCACAGAGACGGGUGGAGAGCCCAUCCAUCACUACCAGAGCCCAGGGAGGAUCCAGGCCCUGGCCCUGAGCUCCGACAGUCCCGUCCUGGUUUCUGCUGCUGGGCCUGACAUUCGGUUUGACUGUGCCAAUGAUCACGGCUACUGGAGAACACUCUGUCAGGCUCAGCUACCCAAAACUGUGGAGAGCCUGGUUUUGGUGCCAGGCAGGAGGCAGCAGUGCCCGCUGGCAGCUGUGGCAGCAGGACAGGCCGUGUACCUGCUAGACCCACGAGAGGAUGAGCCACGGACACUGCACUCAGUCUACGGUCAUCCUGUUACCUGCCUGGAUGCCUCCGACUCCAAAGUAGCUUUUGGGGUGAAGCGCACUGGCUGGGCCAUGCAUGACGGAGGAAAUAAGAUCCACGUCUACAGCCUAGAGACGGGCAAACCCGUGGUUUGUGUGGGUAGCUCGCUGGGAGAUUUCACUUGCAUCAACUUGAAAGACAGCCCUCCUCACCUGCUGGUGUGCGGAAACAAAGACCGGAGGGUGAGGGUCUUUGACCUCCGAGCCGGCUCCUCCGUGGCGUCCUUGUACGCCCACCACCUGGGCGUCACCUCGGUGCAGACAGAUGACUGGAAGCUCGUCAGCGGUGGAGGCGAGGGGUUGGUGUGCGUGUGGGAGACGAGGAUGGGAGCUAAGCUGUGGGAGAUGCACAACAGGCACCCUGUCAGGCACGUACGCUUCAACACCAGCACCCUGGUAACAGCCAACAUCCCUGAUGACAAGUCACCGCGGGGGGCGUGCAUCACAGACGAUGACCUUACAGCUCACCGCAGACACAGAGGAGUCAUCUGCCAUUACGACUUCUCUGAGGACACGCUAUCGCAGGAUCACAUCCUGCCCAUCUGCAGGUCUGACUACACAGAGACUUAUGGCUACAACUACAACAUCGGCCUGGCGGUGCCUUAUGACAGGCUGUCUGCCUGCAGCUUCCCCACACUGCCCCAGGGCUCGGUGCAAGACUGAACGGACAGUAGGAACGUUCACCUUUCUGUUUGAUUCUCCAAACUGUAUCCUUUUAUUAAUUAGUUUCAUUUUAUCAGUUUCCUAGUCUAAAGAAGCACUCUGCAUUCACCAAAGAAACAAUGGAAGAUUCUUGUCAUGUAAUUAUGAGAUAAUGCCGGGGUUGGAUCACUGCAAAACCUGCCUGAAAAUCAGGUUUUUAGCGUCAAAGUAAUUCAGUGAUAGUUGCCAGUACAUCCAAUAGUGCAGAGCAGAAGUCAACUGUGAAUACCUAAUUUGCCGUACUUCAUGUUCCAAAACAUAAAUAAAUAUAGGUUAAAAACGGCCCAAGCUGCAGCCCACAGUAACUCUCACCCAUGGGAACAUUAUACUUGCCCUUUCUUGUAAAAGUAUGAUCUGUUCACAAUAGAACUUUUAAUGAUUUUUUUUUUUAUUGAUAUUUAAGCUCAUAUUCAUUGUAUAGAUAGCCUAACAUAAUGCCUCUGUCUUCUUUAAUAAUAACCACUAUAGCCUAGGACUUAAUUUACACAUUGGACCACUAAUUAUGCUGAAUUGGCUAUUUCGCUACGUUAAAAACCCAAGCAGGUUCUGAAGCUUUCCAGCUCCUGCUCAGUACACAUACAUAGUGAGUCACACUGUAGACAGCAACCUCGAUUCCCAUUGGGCGAAUUAGCUAUUAGCAGUUCACUGUUAUGUACUGACAACUAUCACUGAAUUACUUUGAUACUAAAGAGUUUGUUAAAACCUGAUGAUUUUCAGGCAAGAGAAAAAGAUUGUGUAGAAGAGAGAUGGAUCUCAGAAUUGAGAUCUUUUAUAAUAAUUCAUAAUUGCUAGAUUAGGAUCCCAUGAUUAUGAAAUUUGUCUCAUAAGAUAAUGCAGGGGUUGGAACGCUGCAGAACGUAAGUUUAAGUCAUAAUUAUGGAGUCAGUCAUAAUUAGGAGAUAAGAUCCUCCAAUUUUCUUUGGUGAAUGCAAUGCGCUUCACCGGCCAUUAGCAGGACUCUUUAAUGUAUUUUGGAUCAGAGUGAAAUAAUUAGACUUAUUAGCCAAACAGAUAAAAAAAAAAAGUACAAUAAUUGUCUACAAGGCUGUGAUCUUGUGCAACAGUUUCAGAUAAUAUAUACUUAAUAAAGUGGCCAAUGAGUGUUGCUUUUUUUGGUACAACUGUGUGCAAUUCAGGGCAACACCUUCGCUUUGACAUCUGUGUUUAUGAAGCUCAAAAUAUCCUAAAUUCAGUUGUAUGUUUAUUACUGAGGUCAUAGUUAAAGGUGGUGGUGUACUGACCUAUAUUACAGAGGUGUCUAUUUCUGUCCUCACCAGCUGCAUGCAGUGCUGUAUGAGAGGGUCAGAAUAUUAGGAAUGCCUCUGGAUACAAUGUAGCCCAGUACAACACCACCUUUAACUAUGAGCUCAAUAAUAAACAUAGAAUUGAAUUUACAGAUUUGACAGUUAAACCAAAACGUUUUGAAGUGCAUCCAGGUGUAUCUGAUGAAGUGGCCAAUGAGUGUUUCUUUUGUAUGUACAUUAUCUGCAAGAUCAGACAAUUGAAUGUUUGUCUAAUAAGUAAUUAUUUCACACUCAUCCAAAAUACAUUAAAGAGUCCUGCUAAGAAAAAAAGAAAAAACAGCAAA
Monopterus albus (swamp eel) is the source of this 3844-nucleotide messenger RNA. It is a transcript of the gene fbxw8, whose product is annotated as F-box and WD repeat domain containing 8. Bases 208 to 2217 code for a protein of 669 amino acids. Gene Ontology annotation, molecular function: protein binding. NCBI's taxonomy places the organism in Eukaryota, Metazoa, Chordata, Actinopteri, Synbranchiformes, Synbranchidae. The transcript is spliced from 11 exons. The record is from RefSeq and is a predicted model, not a curated record.